Messenger RNA from Drosophila rhopaloa, 1543 nucleotides. RefSeq names its product guanine nucleotide-binding protein subunit beta-2 (gene Gbeta76C). The coding region runs from base 72 to 1112 and encodes 346 amino acids. The transcript is spliced from 6 exons. NCBI's taxonomy places the organism in Eukaryota, Metazoa, Arthropoda, Insecta, Diptera, Drosophilidae. Gene Ontology annotation, biological process: G protein-coupled receptor signaling pathway. Gene Ontology annotation, cellular component: heterotrimeric G-protein complex; cytoplasm. Gene Ontology annotation, molecular function: protein binding; signaling receptor complex adaptor activity. The record is from RefSeq and is a predicted model, not a curated record.
CGGUGCGGUUUAAAUCUAAAAGCAUUCUUCUUGCAAAUAUUGCGGCCGUUCGCUAUAAUUAAUGCUCAAUCAUGCCAAAAAUUGAUGCCGAAACACAGAAACUCUACGACGAAAUCAAUGGCAUGAUUCAGAAGUUUAAGGAUGACCAAAAAGCGAAAGCGGAUUGCACGCUGGCCGACAAAUGCGGCGACAUGGGCGAUGUGCCCAAGAUUCGCUUCUCCUCGAAGAAGAUCCUCAAGGGGCACAUCAACAAGGUGAAUUCGGUGCAUUUUGCCGGUGACUCGCGUCACUGCGUCACGGGAUCCCUGGAUGGCAAACUGAUCAUCUGGGACACCUGGACCGCCAACAAGGUGCAGAUCAUCCCCUUGAGAUCCGCAUGGGUGAUGACGGUGGCCUUCUCGCCGUCGGGCAACUUUGUGGCCUGCGGAGGAAUGGACAACCAGUGCACCGUCUACGAUGUGAACAACCGAGACGCCUCCGGAGUGGCCAAGAUGGUCAAGGAGCUGAUGGGCUACGAGGGAUUCCUCAGCUCCUGUCGUUUCCUGGACGAUGGUCAUUUGAUCACCGGCUCGGGCGAUAUGAAAAUCUGCCAUUGGGAUCUGGAGAAGGGCGUCAAGACAAUGGAUUUCAAUGGACAUGCUGGAGAUAUCGCUGGCUUAUCGUUAUCCCCCGAUAUGAAGACUUAUAUCACCGGCUCUGUGGAUAAAACUGCCAAGUUGUGGGACGUACGUGAACAGGGUCACAAGCAGAUGUUCUUUGGCCAUGACAUGGAUGUGGCCUCCGUCUGCUACCAUCCCAGUGGCAAUGGGUUCGCCUCCUGUUCGGAGGAUCAGACGGCGCGCAUGUACGACCUGCGGUCGGACCAGCAAAUCGGGCAGUAUGAGCCGCCCCAGAAGAACACGGGCUUCACUUCGUGCGCUCUAUCGACCAGCGGGCGCUACCUCAUGUGCGGCGGCAUUGAGGGCAACGUGCACUCGUGGGACACAAUAAAGCAGCGGCACACGGGCACACUGUCUGGUCACGAGAACCGCGUCACUUGCAUCAGCCUGUGCCCCAAUGGCAUGUGUCUGUCCUCCACCAGUUGGGAUCAGCAGGUGCGUCUGUGGCUCUAAUCGACUCUGAUCUUGGUUCAAUAUCGUCCAAAACUAAAGGCAACGUUUACACGUGCGAUUUAUUUGCAAAUACAAAAUGGGCAGUUUUCAUAAUGUGCAUACAAGACUUUUCCGAUUUUCACUUUACCAAGAAUUGACAACUUGAAUUUAAAUGAAAUUGAAUUAUACAAAUUUAGCUAAUUAUUAUUGAUUUGCAGUUGAAUUUUGAAGGUGAAAUCAAGAAAGCAUUGUAGGACACUAAAACCAUUGCUUAAUAGUAAUAUUUGCAAAUUAAGAAAAGUAUGCAAUUAUAAAAUUUGCAUUUGCAAGUAAAGUGGGCGUCUAAUUAUAAUAAUUAAUUACCUAAUUAACUAACGGGAAUGUAGCCUCAAGUAAUUAGCAAGUGCAAAUUAAAUGCGCCAUAAUAAAAUGUAUGAAGUAGUACCACCAAA